Molecule: messenger RNA, 3907 nt
Organism: Thermothielavioides terrestris NRRL 8126
Lineage: Eukaryota; Fungi; Ascomycota; Sordariomycetes; Sordariales; Chaetomiaceae
Exons: 3
Coding region: 161-3742 (1193 amino acids)
Molecular function (GO): RNA helicase activity; nucleic acid binding; ATP binding
Source: RefSeq, a predicted model, not a curated record
GUGACUUGCGGCUCUUCCCCAGACAACCAUCGUCUUCGCCUUGGCCCGUCGUGGAACAGCAUGCAGGACAUCCGUCUCGUGGACUAACCAGUGUCGGCCGCUCUCAAAAGUACUCCUCACCACCAGUGACAUCCGCUGAGCCACCGUCACUGAACCAGAAAUGGCUCGGCCCAGAGACUCGCGCUCACCAUCUCCUGCAGGAAGUCAUGCUGCGCGAAGACGGAAAGAUGAUGAGCGGCGCGACCGCGACCGCGACCGCGACCGCGACUACCGCCGGCGCUCUCGCAGCCCUGAUCGCCGGUACCGCGAUCGCGAACGUGAUUAUGGCCGGGAGCGGGAUCGGGACCGGGACCGCGACUCAUACCGCUGGAGGGACCGUUCCCUAGAUCGCCGAGAUGAUGACUACUAUCGAGGCUCACGACGCGAUGGAGGGACCGCUCGUGACCGUCGUCGGUCACGCGACCGUGGCCCGGACAGGCCGCGAUCGCCGGAUCGCCGGGGUCCACGGGGUGGCGAUGCCAGCCGAGACUACCGCGAUAAGCGGGACGACUCUCGCGACCGAAGGAGCCGUCGUGACGGCUCACACGAUUCCGCUUCCCAGCAUGGCGAUGGCGGUCGCUCUCGGGCUCACAAGGCGGACGGCGUAGCGGGCAGAGACAGCGAGGACUCGCAAUCAGUUAAGUCCACACAGACCCAGGCGCAGACCGAGGCGGAGAAGAAGGCUGAGCGACUACGCAAACUCCAAGCUAUGAAGGAAAAGCACGCCUUGAAGGAAGCCAGGGAAGCCGACGUUACUGCCGGAAGCACUCGUCAGCUCCUGGCCGAGAUGGAUCAGAAGGCCAGCGGCGCAGCGGAUUUAAGGAGCCCUCUGCCUACCCAGGCGAGUCCUGCCCCGGCGUCACCUGCGGCUGCUGCCCCCGCUCCGUACGCCGGCAAGUUCGAUCCAAAAGCCAUCGCGAAGAACUCCAAAGCUGCACGAUCUCAGUCCCCCGCUAAGCUGGGUGAUGCCCAGCUGGGCGCCUCUGGAGGCAGGACGUCAGAUGUCAGGACCGAGGCCAGUUCCAAGGGUGCCGGCCUGCUGCCGGCCAACAGGGCUGUCAGUGCAUUCGGGUUCCAGAAAAACGCUGACGCCCAGAAAUCGGCCUCUAAGCGCAAACUGGACAUGGACGAUGAGGAGAUUAUCAAACGCAAGCUCGUCAAGCUCCCCGACUUCGUUCCGGAGAAUGCGGACAGCACGUCGCCUGCGGAGGGCGACGCGGAAGAGGAUGGAGAGGAAGACCUCGAUCUUCGAAUGGCUCGGAAUGAGGAGGAUAUGGCAGAGGCUCACCGAAUUCUCCAAGAGAGGCGCGACGAGCGCAUUCAAAAGGAGGGCAUGGCGAUGGACGUCGACACGGAGACGCCGAACGGGGAGAUCAAGGACGAGCCAAUGCCGCCAGUGCCUCCCACCGCGGACAUUGAAGAAGAAGAUGUGGAUCCCUUGGAUGCGUUCAUGGCUGACCUUGAACACACGGGCACGGCAGGUGGCGUCGGAUCAAAGCCUCCCAAGCCGUCGCAGAAUGCGAAAAAGGGCUUCGAGCCAGAGGCAUACUUCAGCGAGGAUGAUUACGGUUUCGAAGCGGACAACGCCGACCCGGCUUCCAUUCUUGCCAUGGCUGCCAAGAAGAAGAAGAAGGACAUUCCGACUGUCGACUACAGCAAAAUCGAGCUCAACCCGAUCCGAAAGAAUUUCUGGGUCGAGCCGCAGGAGCUGAGCCAGAUGACCGAAGAAGAAGCGGCCGAUCUGCGGUUGGAAUUGGACGGCAUCAAAGUCUCGGGCAAAAACGUGCCCAGACCGGUCCAAAAGUGGUCACAAUGCGGUCUCACCCGGCCGAUUUUGGAUACCAUCGAAGGACUCGGCUACGAGAAACCGACGCCGAUUCAAAUGCAGGCGCUGCCUGUCAUCAUGUCGGGCCGCGAUGUCAUCGGUGUCGCAAAGACGGGCUCUGGCAAGACGAUGGCCUUUGUCCUUCCCAUGCUCCGCCACAUUAAGGACCAAGACCCGGUAAGCGGGGAUGACGGCCCCAUUGGCCUGAUCAUGACUCCGACCAGAGAAUUGUGCACCCAAAUCUACUCGGAUUUGCUGCCGUUCACCAAGGCGCUGAAGCUUCGCGCGGUCGCUGCCUAUGGCGGGAAUGCCAUCAAAGACCAGAUCGCCGAACUGAAACGAGGCGCUGAGAUCAUAGUCGCCACGCCAGGACGGAUGAUUGAUCUCCUUGCGGCGAACUCGGGCCGGGUUACCAACCUCAAGCGUGCCACGUACAUCGUUCUCGACGAGGCGGAUCGCAUGUUCGACAUGGGCUUCGAGCCGCAGGUGAUGAAGAUCUUCAACAACGUCCGACCUGAUCGGCAGACGAUUCUGUUUUCUGCCACCAUGCCCAGGAUCAUCGACGCGCUCACCAAGAAAGUCCUUCGAGAGCCGGUCGAGAUCACGGUGGGCGGCCGCAGCGUUGUGGCGCCGGAGAUCACCCAGGUUGUUGAGAUCAUCGAAGAGAGCAAGAAGUUCGUCCGCCUGCUCGAGCUCCUCGGUGAGCUGUAUGCCGACGACGACGAUGUCCGCGCCCUGAUAUUUGUGGAAAGGCAAGAGAAGGCGGACGAUUUGCUGCGCGAGCUCCUGCGGCGCGGGUACGGCUGCAUGUCGAUCCACGGUGGGAAGGACCAGGAGGAUCGGAACUCCACCAUCUCGGACUUCAAGAAGGGCGUCUGUCCUAUCCUCAUCGCGACCUCGGUGGCGGCGCGCGGACUGGACGUCAAGCAGUUAACCUUGGUUGUCAACUACGAUGCGCCUAACCAUCUCGAAGACUAUGUCCACCGCGCCGGCCGGACUGGGCGCGCGGGCAAUACCGGCACUGCCGUCACCUUCAUCACAGAGGAGCAGGAGAAUUGUGCGGUCGGCAUCGCAAAGGCUCUCGAACAGAGCGGGCAGCCCGUGCCCGAGCGUCUCAACGAAAUGCGCAAGGCGUGGAGAGAGAAGGUCAAGGCUGGGAAGGCGAAAGAUGCGAGCGGGUUUGGCGGCAAGGGGCUGGAGAAGCUUGACAAGGAUCGCGAGGCCGCGCGCAUGCGUGAGCGCAAGACGCACAAGGCCGAGGGCGAGGAAGAUGACUUCAAGGAGGAGGAGACGGCGGAAGAUGGCAAGAAGGACAAGGCUACGUUGGCCAUCGAAGCCGCCGCCUCGGCCAUCGUCUCCCGUGACGCGGCCAAGGCCGAGGCCGAGGCCAGGGCCGCCGCUGCCGACGGCGCAGCCAAGACUGGCGCGGCGACGAGCACCGGCAAGGGCGGCGGCGGCGCCCUUGACAAGGCGGCGUCCGCCAUCAGCGAGAUCAACGCGCGGCUCGCGCGCGCCGGUCAGCUCCGUGCUGGACAGCCGAUCGACAACAAGGGCCCCGACGCCGGGGCGUUCCACGCGACGCUGGAGAUCAACGACUUCCCCCAGAAGGCUCGGUGGGCCGUCACCAACCGUACCAACGUGGCCAAGAUCCUCGAGGCCACGGGCACGUCGAUCACGACCAAGGGCAACUACUACCCGCCCGGCAAGGAGCCUGCGCCGGGCGGCGAGCCGAAGCUGUACAUUCUCAUCGAGGGCGACACGGAACUGGUGGUUAGCAGGGCGCUAGCGGAGCUCACGCGGCUGCUUAGGGAGGGCACGCUGGCUGCUGCGGAUGCCGAGAGCCGGGCGCCGGUGAGCGGCAGGUAUACCAUUACCUGAUACUUUUAGGGUUUUAUUGUUUUGUUUUGCGUUUUGCCGGGAGAGGUGCGCGCUGGUGGCCGAGUAGUUACAUCAGGGUGAAGCACAUGAACAUCGUUACAGCCAAGUUCAUUCUCCGACAGUCCUUGAGUUGCAUUUUUUGGGGGGUUGCGGUGAGACGAUAAG